Nymphaea colorata (pocket water lily) is the source of this 5934-nucleotide messenger RNA. Its product is annotated as protein FAR1-RELATED SEQUENCE 5-like. Lineage: Eukaryota; Viridiplantae; Streptophyta; Magnoliopsida; Nymphaeales; Nymphaeaceae. The record is from RefSeq and is a predicted model, not a curated record. Gene Ontology annotation, molecular function: zinc ion binding; nucleic acid binding. Bases 1642 to 4248 code for a protein of 868 amino acids. Gene Ontology annotation, biological process: regulation of DNA-templated transcription. The transcript is spliced from 5 exons.
CUCUCUCUUUUUACGUUUUCAAAAUUUUAACUGAAAAUCCUAAAUCCCCAAUCUCAUUUUCAUUCGAAAAGUUCUAACCGCCUCUCGGCCCUCUCCAUCUCCCGCUUCUCUCUUUGUCUCUCAGACUCUCCAUCCCUCCUCUCUAGCUCUCCCUCUCUUUCGGUCUGUUAGCUAUCUUGAUCCCUCAGACUCUGUUGCUUUCUCUCCCUCUUUCUCAGCUUCCUCUGCUGCUCCUCUUCCUCCUGUUCCUUUGCCAUCAACUUUCUCACGAAGAGCCCGAUUACCACCAUCAUCAACACCACCCUCUCCAACAGCAGCCAUCCAUGCAGUUUGGUGGCUUCAAUAUUGGUCAUCUACCUUUCACAUUAGGCCCAUUUGUUGCUGCCGAUUUGUGGUUGGUAUUCUGGUUUUUUAUUUUUUUUUAUUUUUUUCUAAAGUUUUCUUUCAUUAACGUGUUGCAGGUUUCAUUGGCAAUUCUUUGGGCAAUACAUAUCUAUAUCUCUUGUUUUGUCUUUAGACGAAGUAUAGAAAUAGUGCCUUCUCAAUAUAUACAUGAAAAGAUUUAAAUUUGUAGGCCUGUAAGAUAUCAUCCGAUUGUUAAAAAUAAAAAAUUGACCCUAAAAACACCAUAAACUGUGGCUAAAAUGUUACGAACCGAUGCUGCCACAAAAGGUUGCUAAUGCUUCUAAGACAGCUGUUUCCUAGCAACAGCCAAAUCUUCAAAUAUGUUUGAAGUUGAUUUGUUGCUUUCCAUCAAUGGAUUCAUGGUCUUGUCCACCUUGCUCCAGUCUUGACUGUUGCUUACUUUUCACUACAAACCAACAUACUAACCUCACAAUACUAGCAUAUAUAUAUAUAUACACACACACACACACGUUCUCUCUUCCUUGCAUAAUGAUCAAAACUCAGAUGAGUUAGUCUGCUUAGCUUUUGAGUGUUGCCAAUUCUUCGCUUUUCAUUUUCUUUUUUCUUUUUAUUUUUUAAUCAAUAUGCGGGUUAAAGAUUAAACCACUGUAUAGAAAGAACUGAACCCCAGGGUAUAGAAAGGCGUCAGUAUCUAAUUAGGAGACAGCGUCCCUUUAGUCUUAGUAUGUGUUCCACAAAAAAUAAUUACAUUAUAAAAGAAAAGCGCAAAGCCGAAAAGUAAUACAAUAGAAAUUCUUAAUGGAGAACCUUUUUUCAAUAAGCCGCUACAGAGAUGGAGAGCCUUCUGCUCCCAUUUUUUAAGUUCGACUCUCGCCGUCACAACCUCGCAUUUUACGGCUUUCGCGACUAAAAGGCCUGACUCCGAUCGAGUGCCGAACCUUUCCAUCUCACAGCCCUGAGCGCCGAAGACCCCCCACCGGAUCUGGUCAGAGGGGCGUCGAUCCAGCCGGUUCAAAAUCCGGCCGGAUCAAAAUCCGGCCCGACCGUCGCAGCCGUCCAAUCAAGGAAAUAUCGGACAUCUACGAUCGUCCCAUCGCUCUCCCGCUGCCUUGCUCCUUCCCUCCCUCCGACCUCGAGUGUUCUCUCCCUCUCCGUGUCUCACAUUUCCCGUCGCCGUCGCCCUCACCGCAGCCUGUCCCCCUUGCCCCACAGCUCGCUUUUCCCCCCUCCGUCGCCGACGCCCAGACAGUCGCCGUCGCUCACAGGUCUUUAAAUAUGGACACAAGUAGCAGCUCAGCAGGUUCAAAUGUGGCAAAAAAGAUACAUAUGGGCACAAGCACAAGUGAAAAUGUGGCGGAGUUUGAGACUAGUAAAAUUAUGGUGACUUUGAAGGAUGAUAAUAGAAAAGUAGAUGAAGCCAUUAAUUUGGAUGAAAGGUGUGAGGCAAUAAAUGAUGAAAUACGUGGUGAUGAGGAGAUGAAGGACAAAAAAGAGUUAGUUCCAAAUGUUUCUAGUGAAUUUGUACCAUAUGUUGGAAUGGAGUUCGAUAGUGAUGCUAAAGCAUAUGACUUUUAUAAUACAUAUGCAAGGUUAGGUGGUUUUGAUAUAUGUAUACGUGACUGUAAAAGGAAAAGGGGUGUUAUGCAUUGGAAACAAUUCUGUUGCAAGAAAAAUGGCUUCAAGAAACAAAAGAACAAUGAAAGGAAGGAAUAUGCAAGUACAAAAUGUGGUUGCAAGGCAUGGAUGUCUAUUGAACUAGUUAAUAAAACAAAGUGGCGUGUGCGUAAUAUUCAAUAUGUACACAACCAUUACUUGCAUUCCCCAUCAAAAAUGAACUUUCACAAGACAACAAAAAAUAUGAAUACUCUUCAAAAGAAAAUGGUCGAUACAGAGACUGAAUCUGGAUUGAGAGCAUCACAAGUCUUGGAUGUUUUUGCACAUCAGGUCGGAGGAAUGGAACAUGUGACAUAUAGUAAGAAGCAAUUGAUUGAUCAUCUUCAAAAAAUUCAAAAUACUUACUACGGCAAAGAUUGUCAAACUAUGUUAAAUUAUUUUAAGAAACAACAAGAUGAAAAUCCAGAUUUUUACUAUAGCAUCCAAGUUGAUGAGUUUGGAAAAGUAGAAAAUUGUUUUUGGGUAGAUUCAAGGGCACGUGAAGACUAUUAUUAUUUUGGAGAUGUAGUGUUAUUUGAUAUGACAUAUAAGAAAAAUAAAUACCAUAUGCCUUUUGCUCCAUUUAUAGGUGUAAACCAUCAUAGCCAAAGUAUUAUUUUUGGAUGUGCAUUACUUGUUGAUGAAAAGAAAGGGACAUUUAAAUGGCUAUUUCAAGAGUGGUUGCAUGCAAUGGGUGGUAGAGCCCCAAUGGCAUUUAUAACUGAUCAAAAUCUUGUAAUAAAGGAGGUAGUAGUUGAAACUUUUCCAGAUACAGUGCAUAGGUGUUGCAGUUGGGACAUAUUGACAGAAAUGCCUACAUCUAUUGGAAACUUGUAUAAGCAAAAUCAUGAAUUUAAACACUUGUGGGAUGCGUGGUUUUUUAAGUCAGAGACGAUUGAAGAAUUUGAAAAUAGAUGGAAUGAAAUGAUUAAUUUAUAUCCUCAAUUGAAAACCACUGAGUGGGCCACAAACUUAUGGAAAGAAAGAUCCUUAUGGGCUAAACCAUAUUCUGGUGAUACUUUUAUGGCGGGAAUGUCUAUGACCCAACGAAGUGAAAGCAUGAAUGACUAUUUUAAGCAAUGCAUUUAUGCCCAUACAACGUUGACUGAGUUUAUUGUGAAAUAUGAAGAAGCAAUACAUAGACAACGAUCCAAUGAAAAGGAGUUGGACUUCAAAAUGAAUAAUGAAGUUGAACCCACCAAUACAAGUCAUCCUAUGGAAGUUCAUUUGCGGGAUAUUUACACUCCUGAGGUGUUUAGAAAGCACUUUCAAGACGAAUUUUUGGCAAUUACAACUUGCACUCCUUUGCUUAAAGAACAUGCUGGUGAUGUAAGAGUAUAUACUAUUAAACAAGUAUUGAAGGACUGUGGUAGAGAUGGGGCAAGCCCAGUGUUUAAGGAAUAUACAAUUUCAUUUGAUAAGAAUACUCAAAACUUGUCAAGUUGUGGAUGCAAAUUGUGGAAAUCUUUGGGUGUUGUUUGUUGCCAUAUGCUUACAGUGUUUAAUGCAGAACAACUAUUGAAAUUGCCAUCAACUUAUAUACUUAAAAGAUGGACAAAACAUGCUAGAAAAGGUGUUGUACAAUUGCGUUCAACUUCCCAAGCAUUGUCAGGUGCAAACUCUUCAUUAAUGAUGAAAAACAUUCUCCAGUUGAAGGCCAAUAUGUGUGUUAAUGAAGCAUUGUCAAGUGGAUGUUAUGAGGAUGCAAUAAAUGGGUUUGAUAAAUUGUUACAACACUUGCAAAAUGUGAAGAUGCAUAAGAGUAUGCCUGUCAUAAAUGUUCAUGAAGAAGUGCAAGUCAGUUCCAAUGAAAGUGCACACAUGAAGGCAUUGCAAAACACUGAUGAAGAUGAACAUCAUGAUGAUGCUUUGACGAAUCGUGAAACAAUGCAUGCUAAAGGAAGUUCAGAGCGGAUCAUUUCAUGCAUCCAACAAAGCAAAGUGCAAAGAUCGUGUAAGACUUGUGGGCAACUUGGACAUAAUUCUCGCACAUGUGGCAUGAGCAUGAAUGCAAGGAAUAUUUCAACUGAUAGUGAGGUUGGCAAACAAAGAAUAUGUCAUUCAUGUAGAGGAACAGGCCAUGACAAGAGAAAUUGUCCAAAAUUAAAACAUUCAGGAUGCACAGCUGCUGGAGACCCCAUAGUGCGUUCUAGUUUUGAGCUUGUUCCAUAUGAAGCAAACCCUGUAGUGCAUUCUAGGUUUGAGGUUGUUCCAUAUGAAGAAGGCUAGAAUGGUUGACACACAACACUGCAGUUAGUUAUGCCAAAGAGAUGGCGAGCACCAUCAUGUAUCAUCAUGAUCUCUGGGCCAGAGUCUACCCAGCCCUUAUUUAGUUUUUUACAGAUUGGUAAGCAUAGAAACUUCAUCCACUGAGAUUACUUUGUAUCUGUAACUUCUUUUUCUGUUUAUGUGACAACUGUACAUCGAUAUCAUAAGUUUUCUAAUUUCUAAAUAAGCAGAGGCAACAAAAGCAAUUUAAGGGGCAUAUUAUAUUUCAAAAGCAAAAGCAUAAUUCAAAGGGCAUCAUUUCAAACUUCUUAUUGAGACCCACACAGCAUUUUUUGUCAGUAUGCCCACAGAACCUGCAGUUCGUUUAAAUGCUCUUUUUUGUAGAACAACAUUGACACAUGGAAUGCUUCAUGUUUGACGAAUCACUUUUGAUAUUCCUUAGGCAUGCUUGUUCAGUUUUCAAAACCCAUGCAGCUUUUUGGGCACAUAAUUGGCUGACGUAUAUGUGUUUCUCCCUUGAUUGAUAUGGAACUUUGAUGCUCGAUUAGGGACAAAUGUUUUUUUCUGGGUGAAUUGGCUCCCUAUGGGAACUUGGUAUGCCUAUGCAGUUGGUGCAGGCUGGACAAACAAGGAACUAAGUUUCUAUAUGAAGAAAAAUUGAUUUGAACAUUUGAUGCUGUUUUGAUUUUGACUCAUAGUUUUCUUUUCAUUUAGGCAGUCUGUUUGGAUAACUUGAAUAUUUUCAUUUGAGUAAAGUUAUUCACUUGCAGUCCACUUGUCAUGGUACACAUGUUGGCAGCACAAGUGAUGAUCGAAUAUGGUGACUCUGUAAAACUUGAGCCAACAGAUGCACACAAAUAUAUUUUUGUGUUAUCUAGAUCCCAUAUGCAGCCAUUGUCAGUAGAUUAACUCAUACUUGAGUUCUAACUAAAUCAUGCAUCAGUUGCAUGACUAACUACCGGCAAUAAUUAUGCAUUUUAUGCUCCAGUUUUCUAACUUGCUGCCAAUUAUCAAAAACAUGAGGAACAGUGGGCAAGUUUUCCCCAAGGAAACCAUGGCUAACAGUGGAUUAGGCAAACCUGUGGCAUUCUAUUCAGCCCUUAAAAUUGAGUGGUCAGGUUGCCAUAGCAGAUCAUGAGAAGCAGAAGCAGAUUCUUGGCGGGCGCUUUUCUCCUUAUGUUCAGAGAUUGCAGAUGCAUACUCGUCUCCCUCUUUCCAUUGAGCUGCUUUCUUAUGUCACUUUUCUCUCUUUCUAUUAUGCAGCACGAUUUGGCUAGGACUGCUUCAGGUAUGCUUCUAGAGAUGGAUAACUCAGAUUUGCCAUUGUUACUUGAUCGGCUGAUGCACUGGCUGCAAAGUUGACUAAGCAGUGCAGGUCUUGAAUUUUGUGAAAGACGAAGUUGGAUCACAAAGAAGCCAUGAACAGCAGUCAAACAGCCUGUUGAAGUUACUGUUAACUGACUGCUACCUUCCCGUUAACUUUGAUUCCGUUUACACAGAAAAUUUGAGCCCUUUUUUCAAAUUUUCCUUGAGGAACUAAUUCCCAUUCAUGAUUUGGCUGUUCCUCGUGUAACUUUUGGUGUGGUUUUAGGAUGUCUAGUUUGUACUCAGGUAGUUGAUGGUCAUCACGAUGCAGCUGUGUUCAAAUUUUUUGAUUGUUGUAAUGCACAGAGGAUUCACGUUUCA